GAAGCUGAUAAUCUUUCUGCAUGAUUAACCGAUGAAAAAUCCACAACUGACUGAUAACGAACUAUCAAAUUUUAGAACUCGUCGCCAUCAUUCUCAUUUGGAAUAAUGUGGUAUGAUAAUCCUAGUAGUCAAGAGUUCUUAUCUGUUCGAGGAAAACGUCAGUAGGAAAGACCAACAAGAAAUCAAAACAGUAUCUGUGAGCAGCAGAGACACAAACUCUUUCCGGUAAAAAUCUUUAGACAGUGAUGGAUUCUCUUCUCCAAUUCCUGUUGAUUUUGUUCUCCACCCUCCUUGCUCUUUUAUUCUCUGUUUACUUUUAUGGCUUAAAGAGACCAACAACUGGUAAGGCAAGAAGCUUCAGUAGUGCGCCCCAAGCUGGAGGUGCCUGGCCAAUAAUUGGCCACAUGCAUCUCUUUGGUGGCAAGCAACUGACUCACAAAAUACUGGGUGCCAUGGCUGAUAAGUAUGGACCAGUGUUUACUAUCAAGCUAGGUUCACAUAGAGUUUUGGUUGUGAAUAGUUGGGAAAUGGCCAGGGAUUGUUUCACCGUGCAUGACAGAGCUUUCUCCAGUAGACCAAGCAUUGCUGCCUCAAAACUGCUUGGCUAUGACUUGGCUAUGUUCGGCUUUGCUCCUUAUGGGCCUUACUGGCGUGAGAUGCGCAAAAUAACUACAAUUGAGCUUCUGUCAAGCCACCGGAUUGAUAUGCUGAGGCACAUACGAGCUUCAGAAGUAGAGACUGCUAUAAGAGAUCUUCAUAAGAUGUGGGUCAGCAAAGGCAGUGCAGAAAGUGGAGUUACGGUGGAUAUGAAGCAAUGGUUUGGAGAACUGACACUUAAUAUUGUUUUGAGAAUGGUGGGAGGGAAGCGUUAUUUUGGACCAAGUGCUGAUGGCGAAGAGGCAGAGGCACGAAGAAAUCAAAAGGUUAUGAGAGACUUUGUUCGUUUGUUUGGGGUUUUUGUGCUGUCUGAUGCAAUACCAUUUCUUGGUUGGUUGGACUUUAAUGGAUACGAGAAAGCCAUGAAGAGAACUGCUAAAGAGCUGGACAUUCUUGCCGGAGGAUGGCUGGAAGAGCAUAAACAGAGGAGAUUGUUGGGUGGGAAGGAGAAGCAAGAACAGGAUUUUAUGGAUGUGAUGCUGGAUAUCUUGGAAAAGGCCAAUAUUGGCGGUUUUGAUGCAGAUACCAUUAACAAGGCUACUUGCCUGGUAAGUUUGCUUUAAAAUUUUCUUCAUUCCCGUACACAAGAUAUUGGCUGCGUAAUUGUAAAUCAUGUUCAGCUUUUAGCUUCAUCUCAAGAGUCUCUGGUGAUCUUUGCAAAAUGUCCACGGAACUGUAGUUUUGCAGCUACUAAUUAAAUUUACACAGGAGGCCUGUAGUUUUAUUAUUCGGACGAGGCAUUUUUGGUCAGUGAAAAAAAGAUUAUCAGUUUUAGAUUCCAUUAUUAUUAUCUGGAUUGUAGAAUGUUAGGGAGACAGCAUGGCAGGUGAUCGUAAUGCAGUCUUGAAUCCAGGUUCAUCCAGACAUAAAUAGCAUGUUUUUGUAUUUAUCAAAAGUCAAGAUUUCUGAUUUAGCAGAAUACAAUACAGAACAGUUUGCUUUAGGUCUAUACUCUUUGAGAAUUCUGUAGAGC
This is a messenger RNA of Populus euphratica (Euphrates poplar), 1630 nucleotides long. RefSeq names its product cytochrome P450 CYP82H23-like. Gene Ontology annotation, molecular function: heme binding; iron ion binding; monooxygenase activity. NCBI's taxonomy places the organism in Eukaryota, Viridiplantae, Streptophyta, Magnoliopsida, Malpighiales, Salicaceae. The record is from RefSeq and is a predicted model, not a curated record. The coding region runs from base 246 to 1220 and encodes 324 amino acids. The transcript has a single exon.